Messenger RNA from Lucilia cuprina (Australian sheep blowfly), 613 nucleotides. RefSeq lists its product as uncharacterized. The transcript is spliced from 3 exons. The record is from RefSeq and is a predicted model, not a curated record. Bases 215 to 598 code for a protein of 127 amino acids. Lineage: Eukaryota; Metazoa; Arthropoda; Insecta; Diptera; Calliphoridae.
AGUCUUGUUUCCGUGUCUUUAUUGUGAGUUAAUAAUAUACAUACAUAAAUAAUAUUUCUCUGAAGAAUUAAGUGUUUUUAUGAUUUUUUAUUUAAACAAAACAAUAUUAUUAAAGCAAACGAUACACAGAUUCCCUAUAAACAAAAGUGGAUGUAAAAUAAAUCGAGUUCGGUUUUAACGAAUUUUAAGAAAAAAAAGCUAGCAGCAGUACAUCAUGUCAUCGAGUUUAUUCAAGGACGAACAUAUUAAGUCUGAUGCAGUUAAUGAAACGACAUUAAGGGAGAAAAAUGAUCAUAUGCAUCAUCAAAAAGAAACAGCCAAAGAACGUAAUGAGCUGUUAAAUGUUGAUGACGACAAUAUGAAUAAUAUAAGUGCGCCCAAGAAGAAAACUAAAACCAAAAAAAGUAAGAAAGGCGAAGCAGACAAACAAAAUAUUUCAGUGAAAUCGAGUUUUAGUAAAUUUGAUGCUUUACAGAAACGAAAUCUAAUUCAUGUACGUUCUAUUGAUGCUUGUACUGCACAAGAAAAAUUCAGUGUAAGAUUUCAUUACUAUCAUGCAUUUAUUAACUUAUUUCAGUACAUAGUUGGCCUGUUGUAGACAGUAGUGUACAAU